Messenger RNA from Drosophila hydei, 987 nucleotides. RefSeq lists its product as uncharacterized. The record is from RefSeq and is a predicted model, not a curated record. NCBI's taxonomy places the organism in Eukaryota, Metazoa, Arthropoda, Insecta, Diptera, Drosophilidae. The transcript has 3 exons. The coding region runs from base 1 to 987 and encodes 328 amino acids.
AUGGAUAUCGAUGUGGCGGCCUUUAGCUCAUCUAUUUUGGCCAGUCUGCUGGAAGUGGACAUUACCGAGGGCGCCGGUGAGGUCAAGACCAAUCAACCUACCUCACCUGGCGGCACUUUGCAGAAGAAGCAACCUCGAAAGAAGACGACGAACAAACCAAAUCCUGCACUGCUACAGCUGGAGCGACAGCGCAUGGAGGAGAUGAAGAGCAACGAUUCCAAGCUCAAAAUGAAGCCAAUUGUUAAGCUGAUACGUGCUGAGGAAGAGUUUGAGGUGGCGCGCAAAUGGAUGGACGAACAUGGUCAGAAUCUCAGCAAGGAGCAGGAAGAGAAUAAUGAAAAUGCAGCUGAUGUAGAAGAAAGUGAAGAAACCCUAAAAAAUCAAAAUGUAGAAAUAGCUGAGGCUAUGGAAAAAGAUACAGAAGCUGUGCCCAAUGAAGAAUCCAAAAAAGAAACCAUGGAAAAUAAUGAAAAACCGAAUGAUAAAGUUGAUGCAGACGAUAAGAAAAGUGAAAGUGAAAUUGAAAAAGAGCUUGACAAGGACAAGAAAGAUAAAGAGAAGAAAGACGAUGCUGCAGCUUCCGAAUCAGAACAGGAUAGAAAAACAGAAAACAAUGCCAACAAAGAAAAGCAGGAUGAUGCAGUUGCAGUUGCUGUGACUAAAAAGGGAGAUGAAAGUGAAAAGGGAGACGAUGCAGCAGCUGCCGAAACUGAGCUCUCUACAGAGGAAGCUGCUGACAAGACUGAAGCUCAAACAAACGAUGACAAUACAGACGCAAAAGCUGCAGACAAAGAGAAAAAUGAUGCUGAUGCAACUGCAGUCACAAAGAGCACCUCACAGACAGAUGCAACGGUUGCAGCAGAGCAGGAAGCUGCAGAAACUCCUAAAAGCAACAGUCCAGCUAAGGAAAGCAACAAGGAGGAUGAUGAGGAUCAGCUGGAUCCACCAUUAGGGCUGCAAUAUGAUUGCAGCUCUAGUUUAGACUAA